AUGAGCCACGAUCGCGGACAGGAGUUGAGGACUAUGAUCGCCCAGUCACCUCAUGGCCUUCCAGAGAAUCCCAUUCCGUCGGUGACCCCGCGAAACAGCUUCGACGAAGAUCGAGGCGGCAGCUCUGCUCAAGGCGGUAGCUCUGCUCAAGGCGGUAGCUCUGCUCAAGGCGGUAGCUCUGCUCAAGGAGGUAGCUCUGCUCAAGGCGGUAGCUCUGCUCAAGGAGGCAGCUCUACUCAAGGGGGCACCGUCAUAGAUGGAGAUGGAAGUUCUGUUCUCAACGGCACCACAGAACCAGGCAGUAGCUCUGUUCCAAAGAGCACCAGUAUGGAAACGAGCAAGGGCUCUGUACCAAGGAGCGCCAUCAUGGAACCAGGCAGUAGCUCUAAACCAAAGAGCGUCCGUUUCGCGGACCGUGACGCCCCCGCAGACCGUGACGCCCCCGCGUUAAUGCCACCGGCGGCUCAUGUCGGUGCCACCGUGCAUAGACACCAUCUGCCCGGUAUAGCACAGGUGAUGUCCGGAGGUCCCUUCGAGCAGGCGGAGGAUUCCGAAGCGGCAGAGGGGCCCAAGCCAGCGAAUCAUCCCGAGGCAGCGGAAGAUCCCGAGGCGGCGGAGGAUCCCCAAGUUGGUGGGGGUGGAAUUCCAAGUCAUAAUUUUGGGCAAUAA
Molecule: messenger RNA, 669 nt
Organism: Aaosphaeria arxii CBS 175.79
Lineage: Eukaryota; Fungi; Ascomycota; Dothideomycetes; Pleosporales
Exons: 1
Coding region: 1-669 (222 amino acids)
Source: RefSeq, a predicted model, not a curated record